Musa acuminata AAA Group (dessert banana) is the source of this 3588-nucleotide messenger RNA. RefSeq names its product cytochrome f. Gene Ontology annotation, biological process: photosynthesis. The transcript has a single exon. The coding region runs from base 2243 to 3205 and encodes 320 amino acids. Gene Ontology annotation, molecular function: electron transfer activity; heme binding; iron ion binding. Gene Ontology annotation, cellular component: chloroplast; thylakoid membrane. Lineage: Eukaryota; Viridiplantae; Streptophyta; Magnoliopsida; Zingiberales; Musaceae. The record is from RefSeq and is a predicted model, not a curated record.
GUAUCUAACCAAUUACUCUCCUAAUGUUUCACAUCAGAAUAGUGCUAGUUGAUGAAAGUUACUUCGGGAUCAAGAAAGGUAAAGUCAAAUUUAUUUGGGUUAUUCGCUCAAUUCCAAUCGAAUGCACUGGAUCUAGUAUAGUAUGAAUUGGCGAUCAGAACAUAUAUGGAUAGAACUUAUAACGGGGUCUCGAAAAACGAGUAAUUUUUGCUGGGCCUGUAUCCUUUUUUUAGGUUCACUAGGAUUCUUAGUGGUUGGAACUUCCAGUUAUCUUGGUAGGAAUUUGAUACCCGUAUUUACAUCUCAGCAAAUCAUUUUUUUUCCACAAGGGAUCGUGAUGUCUUUCUACGGGAUCGCGGGUCUAUUCAUUAGCUCGUAUUUGUGGUGCACAAUUUCGUGGAAUGUAGGUAGCGGUUAUGACCGAUUCGAUAGAAAAGAAGGAAUAGUGUGUAUUUUUCGCUGGGGAUUUCCUGGAAUAAAUCGUCGCAUCUUCCUUCGCUUCUUUAUGAGAGAUAUCCAAUCAAUCAGAAUAGAGGUUAAAGAGGGUCUUUAUACUCGUCGUGUCCUUUAUAUGGAAAUCAGAGGCCAAGGAGCCAUUCCCUUGACUCGUACUGAUGAGAAUUUUACUCCACGAGAAAUUGAACAAAAAGCUGCCGAAUUGGCCUAUUUCUUGCGCGUACCAAUUGAAGUAUUUUGAAACGAACUGAAGUGAAGAAUAAAAUGAAGAAUAAAUAUUUUCUCAAGAUGGGGGAAGGAACUUGCUAAUUCCUCUUUUAAUACAACUGAAGUUUCUUCAUUCUUUUAUACUAGAAAAAGGUCUAAUCUAACUAACGAAUCUAAUCUAAUAAGUAUAGAUAUAAAUUCAUCAAACCUAUCCGAACAUGUAUUUCGUAAUACAGAAUUCAUCUUUUUAGGCCCAAGAUUUGGAAUUGAUACCCUUUUCUGGUUAGACGGUGAAACAUUUCGAAAGAAUUAAUUGAUCCAGGGGGAGUUUUUUCGUCUCGAAACUCGAUUCGUUACUUCAAGUGGGUUUUCGAGUAUUCAUCGAAAGGAACAAAUGAAAAUAAAAUUGGUUCAAAUUUGCCCAAUUGAGAUAUCUGGAAUAAUAUUUAUUUCUUUUUUUCUCAUUUUCAUCCGAAAAGAACUCUUAUUCUAUGUCUAUAUUCCUUCUAAAUCAAAAAAAAAAUAAAAUUAUUACACAAUAAUAGGAAAGGAAUAGACCCAUAGGUCAAUACCUUGUUAUACAACUCGUGCUUCAAAGAAAUAUCAGAUCAGAUAGAGUCAACGAAUGAAGCAGGUUCAUUAACAAUUCAAUUCACAGAAAAAAAAAAAUGAAAAAAAAGAAAGCAUCGGCCUCCCUCCCAUAUCUCGCAUCUAUAGUAUUUUUGCCCUGGUGGGUCUCUUUCUCAUUUAAUAAAUGUCUGGAACCUUGGGUUACUAAUUGGUGGAAUACCAGGCAAUCCGAAAAUUUUUUGAAUCAUAUUCAAGAGAAAAACGUUCUGGAAAGAUUCAUAGAAUUAGAAGAACUAUUCCUAUUGGACGAAAUGAUAAAGGAGUACCCGGAAACGCAUAUACAAAAACUUCAUAUAGAAAUACACAAGGAAACAAUACAAUUAGUCAAAGCACACAAUGAAUAUGAUCUCCAUAUCAUUUUGCAUUUCUCGACAAAUAUAAUCUGUUUCGCUAUUCUAAGUGGUUAUUUUAUUCUGAGUAAUGAAGAACUCGUCAUUCUUAAUUCUUGGGUUCAGGAAUUCCUCUAUAACUUAAGUGACACAAUAAAAGCUUUUUCUAUUCUUUUAGUUACUGAUUUAUGGAUCGGAUUUCACUCGACCCAUGGUUGGGAACUAAUGAUUGGUUCGGUCUACAACGAUUUUGGAUUGGAUCAUAACGAUCAAAUUAUAUCUGGUCUUGUUUCCACUUUUCCAGUUAUUCUAGAUACAAUUGUGAAAUAUUGGAUCUUCCUUUUUUUAAAUCGUGUAUCUCCUUCGCUUGUAGUAAUUUAUCAUUCAAUGAAUGAAUAAAGAACUCAUUUGAUCUUAUUAUAUCAAUCAAAUCAGAAUCUUUCUUCGUGUAUAAAGAAAGUAUUUUCAAUUUGACUUAAUUCUUUAUACUUUUAUCUGUUCAAGGUAUUCGUCCUAUAUUCCAGUACAAUUAUUCCAGUACAAUGACAGACUCGUGUAUAGGGAACUAUACUAGCUACCUAUCUAAUUUAUUGUAGAAAUUCGGGGAUCAAUGAUUGGACAUGCAAAAUAAAAAUACUUUUUCUUGGGUAAAGGAAGAGAUGACUCGAUCCAUUUCUGUAUCGAUCAUGAUAUAUGUAAUAACUCGGGCAUCUAUUUCAAAUGCAUAUCCCAUUUUUGCGCAGCAGGGUUAUGAAAACCCGCGAGAAGCAACGGGACGAAUUGUAUGUGCCAAUUGCCAUUUAGCUAAUAAACCCGUGGAUAUUGAAGUUCCGCAAGCUGUGCUUCCUGAUACUGUAUUUGAAGCAGUUGUUCGAAUCCCUUAUGAUAAGCAACUGAAACAAGUUCUUGCUAAUGGUAAAAAGGGGACUUUGAAUGUGGGGGCUGUUCUCAUUUUACCCGACGGAUUCGAAUUAGCCCCCCUUGAUCGUAUUUCUCCUGAGUUGAAAGAAAAGAUAGGAAAUCUGUCUUUUCAGAGUUAUCGUCCCAACAAAAGAAAUAUUAUUGUGAUAGGUCCUGUUCCCGGUCAGAAAUAUAGUGAAAUCGUCUUUCCCAUUCUUUCCCCCGACCCUGCUACGAAGAAAGACGUUCACUUCUUAAAAUAUCCCAUAUACGUAGGUGGGAACAGAGGAAGGGGUCAGAUUUAUCCUGAUGGUAGCAAAAGUAACAAUACAGUCUAUAAUGCUACAUCAGCAGGUAUAGUAAGCAGAAUAGUACGUAAAGAAAAAGGGGGAUAUGAAAUAACCAUAGUUGAUGCAUCGGAUGGACAUCAAGUGGUUGAUAUUAUACCUCCAGGACCAGAACUUCUUGUUUCAGAGGGUGAAUCCAUCAAGCUUGAUCAACCAUUAACAAGCAAUCCCAAUGUGGGAGGCUUUGGUCAGGGAGAUGCAGAAAUAGUGCUUCAAGACCCAUUACGGGUCCAAGGUCUUUUGUUCUUCUUGGCAUCUGUUAUUUUGGCACAAGUUUUUUUGGUUCUUAAAAAGAAACAGUUUGAAAAGGUUCAAUUGUACGAAAUGAAUUUCUAGGUGCAGAGAUUCCUUAACAUCAAGUUGGUAAAAAGCGCCGAAUUUUUUUUGAUCCAUACAAUUAUGUAUGAUCAAAAAAUCUGUAAACCUUUUUGGUUGCUUUGUUUAUACUUUUUUUUCGUUUUGCGGGAUGUCUGGAAUUCAUUACUUGUAUCCUAUUCUUAGUAAUAGACAAUAGACAUACAAAGAAAGAGAAUACAGAGCAAGGAUGGGAAAAAUGAAAGAAAGAAAUCCUUUUAGGAGGGAUUACUAGUCUUACGAGUCUUCUAUUCGACACAAGAAAAGGGCGGAAAAUCCUUUUUCUUGUGUCGUCUUAUAUCGAAAUAAUAAUGAUUUUUUCUCCUGUUCGUCAAAGAUUACCAUUCCUUCUUUUCCGGUCCACC